This is a messenger RNA of Sciurus carolinensis (gray squirrel), 3457 nucleotides long. Its product is annotated as monocarboxylate transporter 1-like. The record is from RefSeq and is a predicted model, not a curated record. Gene Ontology annotation, molecular function: monocarboxylic acid transmembrane transporter activity. Bases 570 to 1985 code for a protein of 471 amino acids. Gene Ontology annotation, cellular component: membrane. Gene Ontology annotation, biological process: monocarboxylic acid transport; transmembrane transport. Lineage: Eukaryota; Metazoa; Chordata; Mammalia; Rodentia; Sciuridae. The transcript has 5 exons.
CGAGCCUAAGUCGGUUCUCUGUUGCCAUUUUAGAGAGGAAACAGGCCCCGGGGGUUUCACUUCCCCGAGGUCACUGCACUCCAGUGCCAGGCCCGCACGGGAGCCAGGUGCACGCGGGUGCGCAGCCCGGGCGUUUUCCCGGGUCCGCGCUGCGCCGCGUCCAUUCAAACGCUGCGCAGCCUCUUCCAGUCGCUUCCAGGCUACUCCGCGCGCCCAUCGCCCCCCACACUCAGGGUCCCGCCCCGCGGCGGCUUUUCCCUUUUUUUGGUUAGAAACCCAGCCGGGAGUCCGGGGCUGGGGUCCCGGACGCUCAGAGGCGGCGGGGAGAGUCGCGGCGGGAGGAGUCGUCGCAGUGGACCACCUAGCAGGUUUCGCGCCGCGCCUGUGCGCAUGCGCCGGCCCCGCGGGCUCUGAGGCUGCCGCGCUGCCGCUGGAACCGAGCCCCGAGCCCCGAGCCCCGAGCCCCAGCGCCCCAGCGCCGGGCACCCAGAGCGCUGCCGCUCGCCGCGUCUCGCGUCGGCGCCGCGAUCCGCGCGCAGAACGGUAUUUGGAAUUCAUCUUUAUAUACAAUGUCAUCGUCAAAUGAAGGUCCCGUUGGAUAUACCCCCCCAGAUGGAGGCUGGGGGUGGGCAGUGGUUGUUGGUGCUUUCAUUUCUAUCGGCUUCUCUUGUGCAUUUGGCAAAGCUAUUUCUGUAUUUUACAAAGAAAUUGAAGGUAUAUUUGAUGCCAGCACCAGUGAAGUGUCGUGGAUAUCCUCCAUCAUGUUUGCUGUCAUGUAUGGGGGCGGUCCCAUCAGCAGUGUCCUGGUGAAUAAAUAUGGCAGUCGUCCCAUCAUGAUUGCUGGUGGCUGCUUGUCUGGCUGUGGCUUGAUGGCAGCUUCUUUCUCUAACACCGUACAGGAACUUUACUUAUGUAUUGGAGUUAUUGGAGGUCUUGGACUUGCUUUCAACUUGAAUCCGGCUCUGACCAUGAUUAGCAAGUAUUUCUAUAAGAAGCGACCAUUGGCCAAUGGACUGGCUAUGGCAGGCAGCCCUGUGCUCCUUGCAGUCCUGGCCCCCCUCAAUCAGACUCUCUUUGAUGUCUUUGGUUGUAAAGGAAGCUUCCUGAUUCUUGGAGGCCUCCUACUAAACUGCUGUGUAGCUGGAGCCCUGAUGCGACCUCUAGGACCCGAACCAACACAGGCAGAGAAAGUUAAGGGUAAAGAUUCCCUUCAGGAAAUUGGAAAAUCUAAUGCAAAAAAAGUUGCAGAUGAUGCAGGAAAAUUUAAUGAUGGGAAUGAUAAAGAGAAGAAAAGAUCAGUCUUCCAAAUAGUUAACCAGUUCCUGGACUUGUCCCUGUUUACCCACAGAGGCUUCAUUCUGUACCUUUCUGGAAAUGUGAUAAUGGCCUUUGGACUGGCUGCACCUUUAGUCUUUCUUAGUAGUUAUGCCAAGAGUCAACAUUACGCUAGUGAGAAGGCUGCCUUCCUACUCUCCAUAUUGUCUUUUGUCGAUAUUAUAGCCAGACCUUCCAUGGGACUGGUAGCCAACACAAAGUGGAUAAGACCUCGAAUCCAGUAUUUCUUUGCUGCUUCUCUUUUUGCAAAUGGAGUGUGUCAUAUGGUACUGCCUUUUUCUACCAGCUACAUUGGGUUCUGUGUGUAUGCGGGAUUCUUAGGAUUUGCCUUUGGGUGGCUCAGCUCCUUAUUGUUUGAAACUUUGAUGGACCUUGUUGGACCGCAGAGGUUCUCCAGUGCCAUGGGAUUGGUGACCAUUGUGGAAUGCUGUCCUGUCCUCCUGGGGCCACCACUGUUAGGUCGUCUCAAUGACAUAUAUGGAGACUACAAAUAUACAUACUGGUCAUGUGGUGCAAUCCUAAUUAUUGCCGGUGUUUUUCUCUUCAUUGGUAUGGGCAUCAAUUAUCGACUUGUGGCAAAAGAAGAGAAAGCAGAAGAGAAGCAAAAAAAGGAAGAUAAAGAGGAGGAGCCCAGAGAAGUUACUACAUAGAACAGAAAGGCCCUGAAGGGAAGCAUCCAGUCUGAAAGCACGGAUAGUCAGAGGUGCUUUUUACCAAAGAUACUGGAGAACAUUCUACUGAACCAUGUUCACCUAGCAAUGGUGAAUGUGGACAACAGACAGCUUUGUGAAAAUUGCCAGGUGUUUAUUGAUAAAACUUUAUCUCAUCCUUCACAGCAGCCCAAAAUAAACAUCACAUCCUUUAGAAUCUAGGGAUUUGUAAAAGAUAAAGGAAGGAAAUUGCUUUUAUUUGAAGUCAGAUUGAUUAAGGUAUACUUUGCAUAUGAUUUAACACCCCCACCAUUUUUAGGGGUGCUGGGAAUUGAAUCCAGGGCCUUGCAUAUGGUAGGCAAGCACCAUUCAUCCCCAGCCCUACAGUUCAAUUUUUUUAAGGAUGAAGUUUGAUGAAUUUUGUCAAAGAUGUUUAUUCAACUAAGUAUGACCCUAGUAUAGAACAUUUCAAAGACCCCAAAUAGUUCCCUCCUGUCUUUUGCUGUCUACCCCUCCCUCUACCCAUAACCCCUGGCAGCUAUUGACCUGAUUUCUGCCCCCUAAGUUUUGCCUUUUCCCAAAUGGAAUUAAUGGAAUCACAUCAUAGGUAGCUGUGGCAUAACAGAAAAUAAAUGUUUGGUCUUUGUCUCCAGUUCCUGGCACACAGCUCCUAAAACCCUUGAUAUACCUGGAGUGGUAAGAGUGUCUUUUGCAUCUAUUGACAGGAUUUGUAACUGGGGACCUCUGGAAAUCUUCAGGAUGGGGGCUGGUCCUCAGAAAGACCAAGGAGUGAUGAGAGGGUUGGAUUUUCAACUCCUUCACAAAAACCCCUAAACAGUCCCAGCUAGGGGAACACACUGAGGUGCCAAGAAGGUAGCACACCUGGAGAGUUUCCCCAUACUUUGUCCCAUGCACCUCUUCCUUCUGACUCUUCCUGAGUUAUAUUCUUUAUAAUAAACUAAUAAACAAAAGGAAAGGGUUUCUCUGAGUCCUGUGAACUGUUUCAGAAAAUUAUCAAGCUUGAAGAGGGGGUCACAGAAACCCCCAAAUUAUUACCAGUUGAUCAACUACAGGUACAGCCUGAGACUUGCAAAUAGUAUCUUAAGUGAGGGAGUCUCAUGGGACUGAGCCUUUAAACCUGUGGAGUCUGACACUAACUCCUGUCAUUAGAAUUGUGACCCACAGUUGAUGUCGGCAGAGUUGCAGCAGUGACUGUCACUAUGGAACAAACUUAAAACAUGGUGUCAGAAGUGACUAAAAAUUCAGAGUAACCUACUGUGUCUUUCCAUAGCAUCAGGAUGUAUGAUUCAUCUUUGUGGUUCCAUGUAUCAGCAGUGCAUUCUUUUUAUUGCUGAGUAGUGUUCAUUUGUAUGGAUAUACCAUGAUUUGUAAAUCUAUUCACCAGUUUAUGAACAUUUGAGUUAUUUCUACUUUCUGUCCAUUGUGAUUAAAGCUGCUGUAAACAUUUAAGA